Molecule: messenger RNA, 3483 nt
Organism: Lycium barbarum (goji berry)
Lineage: Eukaryota; Viridiplantae; Streptophyta; Magnoliopsida; Solanales; Solanaceae
Exons: 5
Coding region: 1-3483 (1160 amino acids)
Source: RefSeq, a predicted model, not a curated record
AUGGGUGCUGGUGAGAGACUGAAAAGUCUCAAAAACCAGCACAAUCUCCCCUUUAUUUGCAUUCAAGAACCAAAGAGGAUAGCCAAGCACAUCACCAAGUACAUGAUGAAGCUUGGCUACCAACACUCACACAAUAACCUUAACAAUAAAAUCUGGCUGUUUUGGGAUACAACCCUUACUGUACAUAUUGUUGAUAAUGCACAACAGCAUAUUACUUGCCAUAUUUCUUGUGCUCACUCAGGCACUAAUUUCUAUCUUACCUGUGUGUAUGCUGAAUGCACCAUUGCUCUCAGGAGGCCCCUCUGGGAGGAACUUCAAGCACUGUUUACCAGGCUGAAGAGACCAUGGGGUGUCAUAGGUGAUUUCAAUGUGAUCACCAGUCCUGAAGAAAAGCAAGGGGGUGCCUGCUACAAUAUGCAAAAGAGUGUAGACUUUCUAGAAUGCUUAACACAAUGUGGUUUAAUUGAUGCAGGUUUUCAAGGGGCCCAGUACACUUGGUGCAACAAUUGGGGGCACCCAAGAACAAUCUGGAAAAGACUAGACAGAUUGCUUUUUAAUGAAGAAUGGCUAGACCUCUUAAAUGACACCAAAGUCACACACCUGUCAAAAACAGGCUCAGACCAUGCCCCUCUACUGGUCAAUAUAGAGAAAAUGAGGAUUGACACUGUGAAAUACUUCAAAUUUCUAAAUGUUUGGUGCAACCAUAAGGACUUCAUGGGCAUAGUCAAAGAAGCUUGGACCACCAAUACACAGGGCACAGCCAUGUGGAAACUGCACAAGGCCUAUGGAGAUAUAUUCAGGGAUGCCAAAGAGGCUGAGAAAAGGGUCAAUGAACUGGAAAAGAAGCUGACUGAAAACAAUAAUGUGGAAAACAGAGCAAAUCUCAACAAGACAAAAGCUGAGUUCAUCAGAUUGUUAAAAAAUCAAGAUGAGAUCAAUAGGCAGAAGGCCAAGGCUAGAUGGUUACAAGAUGGGGAUAAAAAUACCUCCUACUUUCACAAGGUGAUCAAAUACAGAAGAAGGAAGUUAAAUAUCCAAAGUAUACAAGACAAUGAAGGACAUACAAUUGAAGGACAUCAAAGCACUGCUACAACAACCAUCAAACACUUUGAAGACCUGUUUGGUUACCAGGAAAUCAAAGGAAAUUUUAGCAUUUUGGACAUAGUUCCUAAGUUAGUUACAGAUGAGAUGAAUGCAAUGCUAACAACCAUUCCAACCAUCCAGGAAAUAAGACAAGCUAUAAAAAGCAUUGACCCUGAUAGUUCCCCUGGCCCAGAUGGGUUUGGAGCAAAGUUUUUCCAAGUAUGUAUAGACAUCAUCCUACCUGAAGUAUAUGGAGCAAUUAAAGAAUUUUUUGAAGAUGCACCAGUACCAAGAGGCUUUAGGCAGGGUGACCCCUUGUCACCUGCACUCUUUAUCAUAUGUGCAGAAUUGAUUUCGAGAAUGCUUAACAAUCUUGUUCUAGAUGAGAACUUUACAGGUUAUUACAGACCCAAGAAAGGCUCCACUAUCACCCACUUGGCCUUUGCAGAUGAUAUCAUACUGUUCCCUUCAGGUAAGCCAGCUGAUAUUAGAAAAAUCUUGAAGAUACUGACUGUGUAUAAAAAUGUGUCAGGACAGAUGAUCAACAAACACAAAAGCUGUGUGGCCUUCUCCCCUAAAGCCAAUAUGAAUCUGAAGGAUAGAGUAACAACCCUCACAGGGAUGACCAAAAAAGAAUGGCCUAUUAAAUAUCUUGGCUGCCCCCUAUUUGUUGGAAGAAUGAAGAUAAACUAUUUCUCUGAAAUGGUCCAGUCCAUCACAAGAAGGAUGCAUAGUUGGCAUUCGAAAUUCCUAUCCAUGGGGGGUAAGAUCAUCCUUAUCAAACAUGUCUUGUUGGCAAUGCAUGUUCACCUACUGGCUGCCAUGAAGCCUCCUAAAGCCACCUUUGAACAAAUUGAGGCUGCAAUAGCCAGAUUCCUUUGGAACAGCAAUGAGAAUGAAAAAAAAUAUCACUGGGCAAAAUGGGAAAGCAUGUGUCUACCCUAUGAAGAAGGAUGGGUAGGCUGUAGAUGCUUGAGAGAUAUGAGCAAAGCCUUCAUGGCCAAACAAUGGUGGAAUCUAAGAACCAAAGAAUCUCUAUGGAAAGACUACAUAAUGGCAAAAUACUGCUGCAGGUCCAAUCCAGUCAUCAGAAAGGUCACAGGGGUGCAAUCACAAAACUGGAGAGCCAUGUGCAUGAUCAGAACUCAAAUGGAGGACAACAUCAUUUGGCAAAUAGGACAGGGACAUGUGUCUUUCUGGUAUGACAAUUGGACUGGUGAGGGUGCACUAGCAGGGCAUAGUGUACCUUGGGCAGUGAAGGUGGCUAUCCAAAAUAUGACAGUUAACUUCACUCUUGAUACGGAAGACAAAGAUAUAUGGACCCCAAAUCUAGAAGGCAGUUUCUCUAUCUCCUCAGCUUGGAAUUUGCUAAGGAAAAAAGUUGUAGGAGAUUGGCAUGACAAAAGAACCUGGAACAAGAAUAUUACUCUCAAAAUUAAUUUCCACUUCUGGAGGGUGGUCAAAAAUAGACUAUCCACAAAUGACAAUAUUGGUAGAUUCAAAAUACAUGGCCCAUCAAUAUGUUGUUGCUGCCCAGUUCACAGGAUAGAGACAGUAGAACACCUAUUUGGCCAAAGCAAAUUGGCUCAAGACCUAUGGACAACAAUAUGUCAACCACUAGGCAUCAAAGUUCACGGAAUCCCACUGAGGCAAAUUAUGGUAAACUGCUGGACAAUGCAGGCUAAGAACCCAGUAACUAAACUAGUCAGAGGUAUGUUGCCUCAGAUGAUCUGCUGGGAAAUAUGGAAGGCAAGAUGCAACACCAGGUUCAGCCUCAUAAAAUUCAAUUUCAGCCAAUCUAUGAAUAAUAUUACCUCCCACCUUAUGCAGAUCAUUACAACUCAUUUUCCUCUGGUUAGCAAGUUCACAGAUUGGUACACUUUGUGCACCAGACUAAAUAGCAAAUCCACAAUGAUGAAAUACCAAAAGGUAAAAUGGUACCCACCCCCUCCUAAUUUUAUCAAACUAAAUAGUGAUGGAAGCUGUAAAGGAGAUGAUUGUGGGGGAGGAGGGAUCAUAAGAACAGACAAAGGACUUCUAUUAGCUGCAUACACUGUUAACUUGGGCAAGGGAACAAGCAACUGGGUUGAAGCCAAAGCACUGCAGUUUGGCUAUUCAAAGGAAAAAGAAAUCCCUUGGAACAUUAGUCCAAUAGUGAACUGGACACAGAGAAUGGUAAACCAGAACCAGAUACAAACACAACAUUGGCUAAGAGAGGCAAAUCAAGUGGCAGACAAGCUUGCCCAACUGAGCCAUCAUACUAAUGAUAGCAGGGUCUUCAACAACUUUCAGGAGUUGCCUAAGUCUGUGGGAGGCAUCAUCAAUAUAGACAGAUGGGGACUGCCAAGCAUUAGAAGUAGACCUCAAAACAAUGCUCAUUUCUUUUUUCACCCUCCAUGA